This is a messenger RNA of Suillus fuscotomentosus, 1200 nucleotides long. Its product is annotated as aspartic peptidase domain-containing protein. The record is from RefSeq and is a predicted model, not a curated record. Gene Ontology annotation, biological process: proteolysis. The transcript is spliced from 7 exons. Bases 1 to 1200 code for a protein of 399 amino acids. Gene Ontology annotation, molecular function: aspartic-type endopeptidase activity. NCBI's taxonomy places the organism in Eukaryota, Fungi, Basidiomycota, Agaricomycetes, Boletales, Suillaceae.
AUGUUUCCAGCUGCAUCUCUGUUGACGACUCUCCUCCUGGCCUUGUCCAUCGCGGCAUCGCCCGUUGAAGUUCGCAACUCCCCCGUCACCCUCCCUAUCGCCAGGAGGCUGAACACCUCUGGUGGUACCAUCAACCUCUUGCAGCACGACCAAUCUCGGGAUAGCACUCUUAGCCGUCGCACUGGUAGCAUUACUGUGACAAACGAUGCUGUGAGCUACAUCGCAGACGUUGGUGUUGGCAGCCCCGCCACAACCUACUACUUGAUUGUCGACACCGGUAGCUCGAACACGUGGGUUGGUGCCGACACCAAGUACGUGAAGACCAGCACCAGCGUCGACACCGACGAGCCUGUAGCGGUCGACUACGGCUCUGGCUCCUUCACUGGAACUGAGUACACCGACACCGUCACUCUCGGUGAUGGCCUCACCAUCACUGCGCAGUCGAUUGGUGUUGCUGCUACUUCGACGGGCUUCACCGGUGUUGACGGUAUUCUCGGCAUUGGGCCCCUAAUCUUGACAGAGGGCACUCUGACGGAUGAGCCGGACACGACGAUCCCGACUGUCACUGACAACCUGUACAGCCAAGGCAUCAUUUCUGAGAUAGUCGUCGGUGUCUCUUUCGAGCCCACCACUACAGAGUCAGACGCCAACGGAGAGCUCACCUUCGGUGGAGUCGACGCUACCAGGUAUACUGGCACUCUCGCAUACACUCCUCUCACCACCACCGAACCCGCAUCCUACUACUGGGGUAUCAACGAGAGCAUCACUUACGGCACGACGACCAUCUUGGCCGAGACGGCCGGUAUCGUCGACACUGGCACCACCCUCAUCCUCCUUGCCAGCAACGCCUACGACGAGUACAAGUCUGCAACUGGUGCUACUCUGGAUGAGUCAACUGGUCUGCUCCGUAUUACUACCACCCAGUACAGCGCCCUCAAGGACCUGAACUUCGUUGUUGGCAGCAACACCUACACUCUCACUGCGAACGCCCAGAUCUGGCCUCGUUCGCUUAACACUUACAUCGGUGGUACCACCAACUACGUAUACCUCGUUGUCAACGACCUCGGCACGCCCAGUGGCGAGGGUCUUGACUUCAUCAACGGCUACACUUUCCUUGAGCGCUUCUACGCUGUAUUCGAUACCACGAACUCCCAAGUCGGUUUUGCCACAACCGCAUACACAGAUGCCACCACCAACUGA